UCCAUAUCAUCCACAUCUUCUUUCCCUACUCUGAAAUCCCACCACAUUUUCCAAUCCUUCACAACAGUGAAACUGGAAACACUGAAAACACUUUCACUUUUUUAAUUUUCCCUCAAACAAAACAAAACACAUAUCAAUAUGCUUCUCUACUCUCCACUCUAAAACCAAACACAAAACACAAAAAAAAAACACACCAAUGGCUCUCCCUCAGCUCAUUCCCUCACACAAACCCACUUUAAACCCUAACAACAAAAACAGCAACAUUCUCUCCCCCUUAAACCCCUUACAAUUCCUCUCUCCCAAACCCAGUUCCCUCCAUACUUUCCGCCGCGGAAAACCCACUUCCCUCCGCUGCUCCGCCUCCUCCUUCUCCGAAAAGCACCACACGAACCCGCCGAAGUCCAACGACGUCGUCGAGCUCCCACUCUUCCCUCUCCCCUUAGUCCUCUUCCCCGGCGCUAUCCUCCCCUUACAGAUCUUCGAGUUCCGGUACCGCAUCAUGAUGCACACUCUCCUCCAGACCGAUCUCCGCUUCGGCGUCAUUUUCUCCGACGCCGUCACCGGCGCCGCCGAAGUCGGCUGCGUCGGCGAGGUAGUCAAACACGAGCGACUCGUCGACGACCGGUUCUUCCUAAUCUGCAAAGGCCAAGAACGGUUCCGAGUCACCAACUUGGUCCGCACCAAACCCUACCUCGUCGCCGAGGUGACGUGGCUGGAGGACCGGCCGUCCGGCGACGGAGAGGAGGAUUUGGAGUCGCUGGCGAGCGAGGUCGAGACGUAUAUGAAGGACGUGAUUCGGCUUUCGAACCGGCUCGGCGGGAAGCCGGAGAAGGAGGUCCAGGACUUGAGGAGGAACCUAUUUCCGACGCCGUUUUCGUUCUUUGUGGGUAGUACUUUUGAAGGCGCGCCGAGAGAGCAGCAAGCUUUGCUUGAGCUCGAAGACACGGCGGCGAGGCUUAAGAGAGAGAAAGAGACUUUGAGGAACACGCUCAAUUAUUUGACGGCUGCUUCGGCUGUUAAGGAUGUGUUUCCGUCCUCGUAAAACGAACGAAAGAAGAGGAUUGCGUGUGCAGAACAUGAUUUAAAGCCAGUAGCUAGAUUGGGUUGAAGGUUGGAUGAGAAGGAUGAUAUAUGUUCCUUCCAACAGCUCAGAUUGGAGAAUCUUGAUGAUUAGCUGGUUUUUGGGCAAUCAAAAUGUCCCCAAGUUUAUUUUUUGAAGGUUCCCUACAGUGUGUUGUCCAUGGAAAGGAUUAUGACAAUGACGAGAAUUUCAUCUUUUUCAUUGUUUACAUUUGGUUAGUUAUUCCUUGAAGCUGCUAAUUAUCAUAAAUUUGAUUUUAAUAGUUCCUUGCAUGGGUUUGAUUGCGUUUUUCCUGGAAUUUGGUAAUUCAUUUGUAUGCUGUGCCUAUGCUUGAUGGUGAAAAUCCACUGUUAAUGCUAGCAUUGAGCAGGUCCUAGAAACAAAACUAGAAUAAGCAUUGCCCUCAUGAGCAUCUGUAGAUGCAACAUAAAAUUUAAACAUCUCUUCUUAUUAGUCUCUUCUUUCUUUUUGAGAAUACACUUAUGAAAGCAAACUAGAAUAAGCUUCACUCUUUAUCUCGAAGCAAAGCAG
Molecule: messenger RNA, 1612 nt
Organism: Quercus lobata
Lineage: Eukaryota; Viridiplantae; Streptophyta; Magnoliopsida; Fagales; Fagaceae
Product: lon protease 2-like
Exons: 2
Coding region: 197-1042 (281 amino acids)
Source: RefSeq, a predicted model, not a curated record